GGAUGUCAAGCGAGGAGGGUCAGGGAUAGAUAAAGUAGCCCGCGCUCACUGUGCCUUCCCCUCUUCCCCAAGAGCCGCCUCUGAGGUCCCAUAUGGCUCCUCCAGUCUGGACUCUGGUGCUGCUGGUGGGGGCCGCCUGGGGCCAGGGCCACAUGCCUGCCCCUGUCCGGAAGGGGAAGCCUUCAGAAUGGAAGCCAGUUGCUCGCAACUCUAGGGAUAACCCUGUUCUCACUCAGUGUGACUUUGAGGAUAACUCCAACCCCCUCUGUGAUUGGACCCAAGGGUCCACAGAUGACGGGGACUGGACUCGAGCCAGUGGACCCUCCCCCACCGGCAGUACGGGUCCCCCCGGGGGCUACCCCAACGGAGAGGGCUACUACCUGCACAUGGCAUCGAGCACCUUCCACCGGGGCGGGGUGGCCCGCCUACGCAGCCCCCCCAUAUGGGAGCAAGGCCCCCUCUGCGUGCACUUCGCCUACCACCUGUUUGGGCUUUCGUGGGGCGCCCAGCUCAAACUACUGCUGCUCAGGGACACCAAGAAGAAGCGCCCCAGCCUGCUCUGGAAACAUACUAACACCCAGAGCCCCUCCUGGAUUCCCACCGCUGUCACCGUGCCUAUGGGCCUUGCCCUGCCCAGUCAGGUGAUGUUUGAAGGAGUGAGGGGCAGCACGGCUUACCUGGACAUCGCUCUGGAUGCCAUCUCCAUCCAUAGGGGCCCCUGCAAUCGGAUCUGCAUGAUGCAAAUGUGCAGCUUUGACAUUCCAAAUGAUCUCUGUGGCUGGAGCUGGAUCCCGACAGCCUCGGGGGCCAAGUGGGUCCAGAAGAAGGGGUCGUCCGGGGUGCUGAAAGUGGGGCCUGAGGAUGAUUUCUCUAGCCCUGGUGGUGGCUUCUACAUGCUCCUGGACCCCAAGAAUGCAAAACCGCGGCAGAAAUCUGUCCUCCUGAGCCCCCUGAGCCAGUCCUCUGGCUGUUUGAGCCUGUCCUUCCACUACAUCCUUUAUGGCCAGUCACCUGGUGCAGCCCUCGCCAUCUAUGCUUCUGUCUUGGGCAGCAUCAGGAAACACACUCUCUUCUCAGGACAACCUGGACCCAAUUGGCAGCCUGUUACUGUCAAUUACACAGCCCAGGGACAAAUUCAGUUCACUGUGGUGGGUGUGUUUGGAGAGACCCCAGAGCCAGCUGUGGCAGUGGAUGCGAUCAGCAUUGCUCCCUGUGGGGAGAGCUUUCCUCAGUGUGACUUUGACGAUGAUGCCCAUCCCUUCUGUGACUGGGCCCAGGCAUCAGGGGAUGGUGGACACUGGACCCGGGGAAGUAAAAAUAUGCGCAUCCAGGGUACAGGCGCUUUUGGAGGUUCCCUUAAUGGAGAAGGUCGCUAUAUCUAUGUCGAGGCCGACAAGUUCUCUGAGGCAGGCCAGUCUUGCAGACUGGUGAGCCGGCCCUUCUGUGCCCCGAGUGCGAUCUGUGUGGAGUUUGCUUACCACAUGUACGGCCUAGGAGAGGGCGCUAAACUCAGUCUCCUGCUGGAGAGUCCCGCAGGCAGUUUCCCGACUUCUCUCUGGCACCGCGUUGGGUCUCAGAGCCCCGACUGGCUGAACACCUCCGUCACUAUCCCUUCGGGGCAUCAACAGCCCAUGCAGCUGAUCUUGGAGGCCAUCAGAGGGACCAACACUGCCUUUGUUGUCGCUGUGGGUUUUAUCUUGAUCAAUCACGGGACUUGUAGAGGAACUAUGCCAACAGUGCUUCCUUCCAAAUCUCCAGUUCCCCCCACUGGCCCUUCUGAAACCCUUGUCUCCACAGAAAAACCUAGGACUCCCACAGAAAAACCUACAGUCCCCAAAGAAAAACCUAUGACCACCACAGAAAAACCCACUGUCCCCAGUGAAAUAUCCACUGUCCCCACAGAAAAACCCAUGGCCCCCACAGGAAUACCUAUGAACCUCCCCAAAAUAUCUAUUCCCCCCACAAAAAAAACUAUGGCCCCCACAGAAAAACCUACUGUCCUCACAGAAAAACCCAUGGUUGUCACAGAAAAACCCAUUGUCCCCAGUGAAAUAUCCACUGUCCCCACAGAAAAACCCAUGGCCCCCACAGAAAAACCUAUGACACCCCAAAUAAAACCUAUGGCCCUCACAGAAAAACCCAGUGUCACCACAGUAAAGCCCAUAGUCCCAACAGAAAAGCCCACUAUUCCCACUAAAAAACCCACUGUCCCCACUGAAGAGACCACUAUCCCCUCUGAAGAGACCAUUGUGCCCUCUGAAGAGACCACUGUCCUUCCCAAAGAGCCCACCAUCUCCACUGGAAAACCUACCAUCUCCACUAAAAAGUCCACUAUACCCCCUGAAAAGCCCAGUAUCUCCACAGAAAAGCGCACUGUCCACACAGAAAGACCUACUGUCCACACUGAAAGGACCACCAUCCACACUGAAAGGUCCACUGUCCCCACAGAAAAACCCACUAUGCCCACUGAAAGGCCCACCAUUCCCACAGAAAAAUCUACCCUUCCCACAGAGAAACCCACCAUCCCCACUGAAAGGCCCACAGUUCCUACAGAAAAACCCACUGUCUCCAUUGAAAGGCCCACCAUCCCCACAGAAAAACCUAUCCUUCCCACAGAAAAACCCACUGUCCUUACCGAAAGGCCUACCAUCCCCACAGAAAAACCCACCACCCCUACUGAAAAGACCACCAUCCCCACAGAAAAACCUACCCAUCCCACAGAGAAACCCACCAUCCCCACAGAAAAACCUACCCUUCCCACAGAGAAACCCACCACCCCUACUGAAAAGACCACCAUCCCCACAGAAAAACCUACCCUUCCCACAGAAAAACCCACCAUCCUUACUGAAAGGCCUACCAUCCCCACAGAAAAACCCACCACCCCUACUGAAAAGACCAUCAUCCCCACAGAAAAACCCACCACCCCUACUGAAAAGACCACCAUCCCCACAGAAAAACCUACCCUUCCCACAGAGAAACCCACCAUCCCCACAGAAAAAUCUACCCUUCCCACAGAGAAACCCACCACCCCUACUGAAAAGACCACCAUCCCCACAGAAAAACCUACCCAUCCCACAGAAAAACCCACCAUCCACACAGAAAAACCUACCCUUCCCACAGAGAAACCCACCACCCCUACUGAAAAGACCACCAUCCCCACAGAAAAACCUACCCAUCCCACAGAGAAACCCACCAUCCCCACAGAAAAAUCUACCCUUCCCACAGAGAAACCCACCACCCCUACUGAAAAGACCACCAUCCCCACAGAAAAACCUACCCAUCCCACAGAGAAACCCACCAUCCCCACAGAAAAAUCUACCCUUCCCACAGAGAAACCCACCACCCCUACUGAAAAGACCACCAUCCCCACAGAAAAACCUACCCAUCCCACAGAAAAACCCACCAUCCACACAGAAAAACCUACCCUUCCCACAGAGAAACCCACCACCCCUACUGAAAAGACCACCAUCCCCACAGAAAAACCUACCCAUCCCACAGAGAAACCCACCAUCCACACAGAAAAACCUACCCUUCCCACAGAGAAACCCACCACCCCUACUGAAAAGACCACCAUCCCCACAGAAAAAUCUACCCUUCCCACAGAGAAACCCACCAUCCCCACAGAAAAAUCUACCCUUCCCACAGAGAAACCCACCAUCCCCACAGAAAAAUCUACCCUUCCCACAGAGAAACCCACCACCCCUACUGAAAAGACCACCAUCCCCACAGAAAAACCUACCCAUCCCACAGAAAAACCCACCAUCCACACAGAAAAACCUACCCUUCCCACAGAGAAACCCACCACCCCUACUGAAAAGACCACCAUCCCCACAGAAAAACCUACCCAUCCCACAGAGAAACCCACCAUCCACACAGAAAAACCUACCCUUCCCACAGAGAAACCCACCACCCCUACUGAAAAGACCACCAUCCCCACAGAAAAACCCACCAUCCACACAGAAAAACCUACCCUUCCCACAGAGAAACCCACCACCCCUACUGAAAAGACCACCAUCCCCACAGAAAAACCUACCCUUCCCACAGAGAAACCCACCAUCCACACAGAAAAACCUACCCUUCCCACAGAGAAACCCACCACCCCUACUGAAAAGACCACCAUCCCCACAGAAAAACCUACCCAUCCCACAGAGAAACCCACCAUCCACACAGAAAAACCUACCCUUCCCACAGAGAAACCCACCACCCCUACUGAAAAGACCACCAUCCCCACAGAAAAACCCACCAUCCACACAGAAAAACCUACCCUUCCCACAGAGAAACCCACCACCCCUACUGAAAAGACCACCAUCCCCACAGAAAAACCCACCAUCCACACAGAAAAACCUACCCUUCCCACAGAGAAACCCACCAUCCUUACUGAAAGGCCUACCAUCCCCACAGAAAAACCCACCACCCCUACUGAAAAGACCACCAUCCCCACAGAAAAACCUACCCAUCCCACAGAGAAACCCACCAUCCCCACAGAAAAAUCUACCCUUCCCACAAAGAAACCCACCACCCCUACUGAAAAGACCACCAUCCCCACAGAAAAACCUACCCAUCCCACAGAGAAACCCACCAUCCACACAGAAAAACCUACCCUUCCCACAGAGAAACCCACCACCCCUACUGAAAAGACCACCAUCCCCACAGAAAAACCCACCACCCCUACUGAAAAGACCACCAUCCCCACAGAAAAACCUACCCAUCCCACAGAGAAACCCACCAUCCCCACAGAAAAAUCUACCCUUCCCACAAAGAAACCCACCACCCCUACUGAAAAGACCACCAUCCCCACAGAAAAACCUACCCAUCCCACAGAGAAACCCACCAUCCACACAGAAAAACCUACCCUUCCCACAGAGAAACCCACCAUCCUUACUGAAAGGCCUACCAUCCCCACAGAAAAACCCACCACCCCUACUGAAAAGACCACCAUCCCCACAGAAAAACCUACCCAUCCCACAGAGAAACCCACCAUCCCCACAGAAAAAUCUACCCUUCCCACAAAGAAACCCACCACCCCUACUGAAAAGACCACCAUCCCCACAGAAAAACCUACCCAUCCCACAGAGAAACCCACCAUCCACACAGAAAAACCUACCCUUCCCACAGAGAAACCCACCACCCCUACUGAAAAGACCACCAUCCCCACAGAAAAAUCCACUGUCCUCACUGAAAAGACCACCGUCCCUACUGGAAGGCCUACCAUCCCCACAGAAAAAACCACCAUCCCUACUGAAAAACCCACUGUCCCUGCAAAAAACCCCACCAUCCCCACAAAAAUAUCUACUUUUGCCACUGAAUGGCACACAGUUCCUACAAUACCCCAGCCCAGCCCAACACUUGUACCCAUUGGGCCAACAGUCUUGGUGAUGCCUUCCACUGCUCCAAGUACCUCCACGACCGCUACAACCCCUGGACGCGCUCCAGCGAGGUGUCCCCCAAAUGCCCACUAUGAGCGCUGCACCUGCCCAGCAUCCUGUGAGAGACCCAAGCCCAACUGUGGGCCCCCCUGCAAACCUGGCUGUGUCUGCAAUUCUGGCUUCUUGUUUCGGGGAUCCCUCUGCAUCAAUGCCUCGUCCUGCAAUUGCUUCUACAACAACAAUUACUAUAAGCCUGGGGCAGAGUGGUUCAGCUCCAACUGCACAGAACGUUGCCGCUGCAGGCCUGGCAGUCGGGUGGAGUGCCAGAUCUCUCAGUGUGGGACUCACACAGUGUGCCAGCUGAAGAACGGCCACUACGGAUGCCAACCCUAUGGCACCGCCACCUGCGCCGUCUACGGAGACCCGCACUAUCUCACCUUUGAUGGAAGACACUUCAACUUCAUGGGCAAAUGCACCUACGUCUUGGCCCAACCUUGUGGCAACUCGACAGAGCCAUUCUUCAGGGUGGUGGCAAAGAAUGAAGAUCGAGGACAGGAAGGCAUGUCCUGCCUGAGCAAAGUCUACGUGACCCUGCAUGAGAUCACCAUCACCCUGCUCAGGGACAGGCGCACGCUGGUUGGGGGGAAGCAAGUCUCUCUCCCAGCGGUACCUUCUAAAGGAAUCUUCCUGGCUUCAAGUGGGCGGUUUGUGGAGCUGCAGACGGCGUUUGGUUUGCGGGUGAGAUGGGAUGGCAACCAGCAGCUGUAUAUAAGUGUGCCCAGCACCUACUCUAGCAAACUCUGUGGCUUCUGUGGCAACUAUGACGGGGACGGUAGCAAUGACAACCAGAAGCCCGACGGCAGCCCAGCGCUGGACGAUGAAGAGCUGGGCAACAGCUGGCAGACGGCAGAGGACGAGGACAAGGAGUGCCAGAAGAACCCGACAGUUCCUCCCUCGUGCAAGUCAGACUUGCAGAACAGUCUGUCGGGACUACAGUUCUGCGGACGGCUCUUGGACACCCGCGGAGCCUUUGAGGCAUGUCUGCCUCACCUCAAGGCCUCCUCGUUCUUCAAGAGCUGCACGUUUGACAUGUGUAAAUUCCAGGGGCUGCAGCCAGUGCUGUGUGCCCAUAUGGCAGCCUUGACUGAGAUCUGCCAGGAUGCUGGCUAUGCCGUGAAGCCUUGGAGGGGACCCCAAUUCUGCCCAAUGACCUGCCCGCCCAACAGCACGUACACGCUGUGUGCCAGGCUGUGCCCCGCCACCUGCCAUUCUGGGUUCUCUGGCAUGGCCUGCCACAACCGGUGUGUGGAGGGCUGUGAGUGCAACCCGGGCUUCGUCCUCAGCGGUCUCCAGUGUGUCCCCCACUCCCAGUGUGGGUGCCUCGAGCCCACAGCGGGCUACUUCAAGGUAGGGGAGCGGUGGUUCAAGCCAGGCUGCAGACAGCUCUGUACCUGCGAGAGCAACAAUAAAAUUCACUGCACGCAGUGGAGGUGUCAGGCCCAGGAGGUCUGUCGUCAGCAGGAUGGCAUCUAUGGCUGCCAUGCCCUAGGGGCCGCCACCUGCACCGUCUCAGGGGACCCCCACUACCUGACGUUCGACGGAGCCUUGCACCACUUCAUGGGCACCUGCAGCUACAUCCUGACCAGGCCUUGCCAGUCUAGGUCCCUAGAGAACUACUUCAUCGUGAGCGCCACCAAUGAGUUUCGCAGUGGGAACUUGGAGGCCUCUUAUGUCAGAUCCGUCCACCUGCACAUCUUCAACCUGAGAAUCUCGCUCAUCAAAGGCCACAAGGUCAUGCUGAAUGGUCGCCGAGUGGCCCUGCCUGUGUGGCCUGCACAAGGCCGGGUGAGCAUAAGGCCUAGCGGUUCCUUUAUCCUCCUCUACACGGACUUUGGGCUUCAAAUUCGCUACGAUGGGAAGCAUCUGGCCGAAGUGACAGUGCCCUCCUCCUACGCUGGCCGGCUCUGUGGGCUGUGUGGCAACUACAACAACAAUAGUCUGGAUGACAAUCUGCUCCUGGACAAAAGGCCUGUGGCCAGCUCGGAUGGCCUGGGCGUCGCCUGGAAGUUCCCUGAUUACUCUGAAGCAGGCUGCUUUGCUAAGGGUCCGAAGCCCUCCAGAUGCCAGGAGAACAGAGGGGCAAACAGCUGGGAAAAGAACUGUGAUGUCUUAAUGGACCCUCAGGGACCCUUCUCUCAGUGCCACGGGGUGGUGCCUCCCCAGUCCAGCUUCGCCAGCUGUGUGUAUGGCCAGUGUGGGACCAAGGGGGACACCCUGACCCUGUGCCGCUCCCUGCAGGCCUAUGCAUCCCUGUGCGCCCAUGCCGGCCGGGCCCCUUCCUGGCGGAAUGCCACCUUCUGCCCUCUGAAGUGCCCGUCCAGCAGCAGCUACAGCCCCUGUGCCAACCCCUGCCCAGCCACCUGCCUCAGCCUGACGGCCCCCAGAGACUGCCCAGCAGCACUGCCCUGUACGGAGGGCUGUGAGUGCCAGAAAGGUCACGUCCUGAGUGGAACCUCCUGUGUGCCCCUCAGCCAGUGCGGCUGCGGCGACCAGGAGGGCUACUACCACCCGGUCGGGGAGAGAUGGUAUGCGGACCACACCUGUUCCAGGCUCUGCACCUGCUCCGCUCGCGACGCCAUCUCCUGCCAGCAGGCCGCCUGCAAGCCUGGCCAGAUGUGCUGGCCCCUGGAUGGGCUGCUACGCUGCCGGGCUUCAGGUAUGGGAGUGUGCCGUACCUCAAACCACUCUCAGUACCUGAGCUUCGAUGGCACUUACCACACCAUCAAGGACACCUGCCCUGGUAUCCUGGUGAAAGUGUGCCACCCCACCAUGGACCUGCCUUUCUUCAAGAUCAGCGUCAAGUAUGGGAAGAAGAGAGGCCAGUCCGCUGUUUCCUACCUCCACCAGGUCAACGUUGACUUCUUUAAUACCCUCAUCACCUUGAUAAAGGACCACCGUGUGCUGAUCAACGGCACACAGGUCAGCUUUCCCUUCGCCACCGAGAUCCGAGGGCUCAGAAUCAGUAUUGUUGGCAACAACACCGUACUCUAUUUUAACACCGGAGUCCAGGUCAAGUUUGACGGCAAAGAUUUCUUUGAGGUCCAGCUCCCUGCAGCCUAUUACCAAAAGGUCUGUGGCUUGUGCGGAAACUUCAAUGGUGAGGAAGAGGAUGAGCUCAUGAUGCCCAAUGACGAAUUAGCCCAGAGUGAUGCUGAAUUUGUGGAGAGUUGGCAAGAUAAGGAGUCUCACCCAAAUUGCCAAAAAGAGAGCCAGGAGACCCAAGCAAUACAGCUGGAGAAUCUAAAUAUAGGCUGCAGGAGAGAUGACCUAGUGAGAGCCCAGGAACAAUGCCAGGCGGCCUUUCAGACUCCGGCCUGGACUGAGUGUGCCACCUACGUGUUCCUCAAGCCCUUCCUGCUCAAGUGUAUCCACAACCUGUGUCAGUUUGGAGGCCUACGCCAUGCCCUCUGUGGAUCUCUGGAAAACUUCGCAGCCGCCUGCCGGGCCCGGGGGCUCCAGCCCCCAAUCUGGAGAAACAGCAGUUUCUGCCCUCUGGAAUGCCCCAUCCACACCCAGUAUUCGUCCUGCGUUCCCUCCUGCUUACCUUCCUGCGUGGACCCAUCAGGCCAGUGCAGUGACACCCAAGUCCCCACCAUCUGCAAGGAGGGCUGCAUGUGUCAGUCCGGCUUCGUGCUCAGUGGGAAAGAGUGUGUACCCAGGAGUCAGUGUGGCGGCUGCACAGACGACUAUGGCAGCUCCUUCCCUGAGGGUAAGUCCUGGAUCACCAUUCGCUGCACCAGAAGGUGUGCCUGCACUUCGGGAAGCGUUCACUGCCAGCAGUUCAGCUGCCCCUCUGGCUCCCAUUGUGAGCCCCAAUCUGACGGCACGGGCACCUGUGACGUGAACAAGCAAUGCUCAGUUUACGGGGACCCCCAUUACCGUACGUUUGAUGGCCUCAGCUACCUCUUCCGGGGCCGCAUGACUUACACUCUGAUAAAGACGGUGGACGCGCUCCCCACUGGGGUGGCGCCUCUGGUCGUCGAGGGGCGCAACAAAGUGUAUUUGCCCUGGAGUCCCGUCUACCUGCACGAAAUCAUCGUGGUGAUCUAUGGCUACACAGUCCAGCUCCGGGCUCAACUGGAGCUCGUGGUCAACAACCAGAAGGUGGACAUCCCCUACCAGCCCGAUGACCGUCUGCGGGUUAACCUGCGAGGCCAUCGCCUGUUUCUGAUCACUGACUUCGAGAUGCUUGUCAGCUUCGACGGAGGCAAAAAUGCAGUGAUCACGCUGCCCAACAAGUACAAGGGGCUCGUGCGUGGCCUGUGCGGUAACUUUGACGGGAACAAGAGGAAUGACUUCGUGCUGCCCAAUGGCACCAUCACCCAAGACCUCAUCGGCUUUGGCAACAGUUGGGAGGUACACAGGAUCAGUGGCGGCCUCGCCCGCUUCGCAAGGGCCAUACCGGAGGAGGAAGAGGAGGAAGGGGAGGAGUCAGGCUCCGACACUUCGGAAUGCACCCCGGAGCGGCUGGCGCUCAUCAACAGCACCCAGGCGUGUAGGGUGCUGGUGGACCCCCAGGGCCCCUUUGCUGCCUGUCACCAGACUGUGGCCCCCGAGCCCUUCCAGGAGCACUGUGUGUUUGAUCUGUGUACCGCCCGGACCCCCAAAGAGCAGGAGGAACUUCGCUGCCAGGUCCUCAGCGGCUACGCCAUCAUCUGCCAGGAGGCGGGAGCCACCCCAGCCGGCUGGCGGGACCUCACGGGCUGUGCCUUGGCGUGUCCGGCCAACACCGUCUAUCAGAGCUGUAUGACACCCUGCCCAGCCUCCUGUGCCAACCUGGCAGCCCCUAGCGACUGCAAGGGACCCUGUGUGGAAGGCUGUGCCAGCCUCCCAGGCUACAUCUACAGUGGUGCCCGGAGCCUCCCCGUGGCCCACUGUGGCUGCACCAGCAACGGCAUCUACUACCAGCGGGGUGACAGCUAUGUGACCGAGGAUUGCUCUCAGCGCUGCACCUGCGCCAGCUCGGGGGUGCUGCUGUGUGAGCCCCUCCGCUGUCAUGCCGGGGAGAUCUGCACCCUGGGAAACCUCACUCGUGGCUGCUUCCGAGAAAGCCCAUGUCUACGGAACCCCUGUCAAAAUGAUGGACGGUGCCAGGAGCAGGGAACCCACUUUACCUGUGAGUGUGAACUCGGUUACGGGGGGCACCUCUGCACAGAGCCCCAGGAUGUGCCACCCCCUGGAAAACCAGAAGCAUCCAGCUUUGUGGCCAUCCUGUUGGGGAUGCUCGUGCCUGUGGUGGUCAUAGUGCCGGCAGUGACCUGGGAAUGUGUUUCCAGGAAGAGGAGGAGGAGGAGGAAGAAAACACAGAGCCAGAACAGAGAACAGACUGGCCGAUGCUGGUGAGAACCAUCCCAGCCCCACGAAACCUUGGCGACUGGGAGCUGAGUCUGCCUCUAACGUGG
Molecule: messenger RNA, 10828 nt
Organism: Leopardus geoffroyi (Geoffroy's cat)
Lineage: Eukaryota; Metazoa; Chordata; Mammalia; Carnivora; Felidae
Gene: ZAN
Product: zonadhesin
Exons: 46
Coding region: 93-10769 (3558 amino acids)
Cellular component (GO): membrane
Molecular function (GO): protein binding
Source: RefSeq, a predicted model, not a curated record